CCGUGGAUCAUUAAGUGGUGGCAAUAAUCAUUUAAACAGUUAUCCAACUAAUUUCUCAAGCCAUCCAAUUUCUGGUAUUAAUCCACAUGGAUCUCAAAUGCCCCCACUGUUCUCACCAUUAGCUUGCCAAUUGUGUGAUCAAUUAAAUCACAGAGCCCGUGAGUGUCCCUUGUUGAGUCGGAGCAAUUCUGAACCCUCUCAGCUAAACGCACCUUCAGCCUCUACUGCUAUGUCUUAUCUUGUUGCCCCAGGCAGCAGUUGGUACUUUGAUUCUGGUGCCAGUAUUCAUGUUUCCAGCACCUGUGGUAAUCUUUUAACCUCAUCUUCUUAUUCUGGUUCAUAACUAAUUCAAGUUGGAAAUGGUUAUUUAUUGCCUGUCGCUCAUUGUAAUGCAAUAUUGUCCACAUCUAAUCAUCCGUUUAAGCUUCAUAAUGUUUUUGCUCACCAUAUCUUCAAAAAAAUUUAGUUUCAAUUCAUUAAUUUGUUAAGGACAAUAAUUGUAGUGUUGAGUUUGAUUCUUCUGAUUUUCUGUUAAGGACAGCAAAACUUGCAAUAGUCAAAGGGGAUUAUAUCCAGUGUCUAGCUCGUCUUCAAGGCAUCCAACCAUUCUUUCUACUAUAAUAGCCUCUCUUGAUGUUUGGCAUCUUCAUCUUGGUCAUUCUAGUUCAGAGUCGAUCAUUUGCUCAGCUUGUCAAGAAGGGCUUUCUUUGGUCCAACAAUAAACUUCUUAGUUUGGUUUCUUGUCAUGCAUGUUGAUGAAAGCAUGAAAAUGUAUAUUUAAAGUGUACUUAACCAUUGACAUUUGUGGAAUUAUGGGUUUAAGAGUUUUAUUUUUCUAUAGAUAAUUUCAUAAGUGUUCAUUUAUUCAUGUUGUGCAAAUUUUAUGGUGAUUGAAGGUUGAUGUUAAAUGGAGAGAAUUAGAAGAAAAAGGACUUAAAUGUAAAGAGCUGAAAAGAUGAGGAUCUAAGGAUAAAUCAGAAGUUUAAAGGCUCAAGAGUCAGGGACCAAGACUGUUAUUCUGCCAUUAAGCAAAAUUGCACAAAAUGCCAAAAGCCCGACACGGAGGAUGCAGCUGACGCUCUACUCAAAGUGCCGGCAGCUUGUAAAGAGUGUCGACCCCUUGCGCAGUAAUUCAGCCCAGCCCGACCUCCCUUCUAAUUAGGGUUUUUAGGAUUCUAUAAAUACACAUCUAAGUUAUUUUAGAGGGAGUUCCAAGGGCUGGAGAGGCUGCUACCAGACUUCUAUUUUCUUCUUCAAGGCUAGAGAAUUAUGUUAAAGGGCAACUAAACUUUCAACAAGAUU
Rubroshorea leprosula is the source of this 1302-nucleotide messenger RNA. NCBI's taxonomy places the organism in Eukaryota, Viridiplantae, Streptophyta, Magnoliopsida, Malvales, Dipterocarpaceae. The record is from the annotation of a GenBank genome assembly.